Daldinia caldariorum is the source of this 2529-nucleotide messenger RNA. RefSeq lists its product as uncharacterized. Gene Ontology annotation, biological process: regulation of DNA-templated transcription. The transcript is spliced from 4 exons. Gene Ontology annotation, molecular function: zinc ion binding; DNA-binding transcription factor activity, RNA polymerase II-specific. Bases 442 to 2082 code for a protein of 546 amino acids. The record is from RefSeq and is a predicted model, not a curated record. NCBI's taxonomy places the organism in Eukaryota, Fungi, Ascomycota, Sordariomycetes, Xylariales, Hypoxylaceae.
AGUAUAUCACCCAUCUUUUAUUAUUGGUGGUUAGUGGUCCAUAUAGAUUGAGCGUUGUUGCAAACCACGGGCCGUCCGUUACCGAUUUUCGAUCUCGAAAACACGUGAAGAGUUUCCGUCCGGACUCGGUAAAUAAAACCGCCUCGGAAGCUCUGGAAAAAAUUAAACAAGGUCCGGAGUGGCAUCAAGCUAUCCUUUUAUACAAGGAGCGGAUAGAAAGGGGGAAAAAGCGAAACUAAUGCCGCUAGUUCUCGCAUAAUCAUGAUCCUUCUUGUUCCCCACGACCUCGACGAAUUGCUUUCCCUUUUCGAUACCUGCCAGCCGCAAUAUUGACCAACGACUGCUGUCACUUACGGAGGCACAAGACUUGACGCGCGCAACUAAGGCAAUACACCAAUCUGAUUUGUUCGCUCAGCUUGCCUAUCCUAGAUCUUUCGCACAAUGGUUUAUUGUGGAAAGGCUUCUCAGGGGUGCCAGAACUGUCGAACCCGACGUAUAAAGUGCGAUAAAAAACGGCCGGAAUGCUCACAGUGCAUUCGAGUCAGCAAGAAAUGCCCGGGAUAUAGAGAUCAGCUAUCUCUCAUGUUCCGCGAUGAGAGUAGCAAAGUCAUACAAAAGGCACACGCUCAAUGGGGUUCUUCGGGGUCGCCUACUGAACCUGGCGGGAGUUUUGCCUCAACUUCAGCCUCGGCCUCGGCAUGGACGGACGAGUGCUCAAGUAACAAUUCAGAUAGUCCGUCGGAGAAUAAACCUAUGCCACCAUCCGAGCUGGCCCCUGCAAAGAUACCUAACAAGGUAAAUUUAAAUAUGGAGCAACAAGGACUGCAGUUUUACAUCGAUCGGUAUUUGUUACACCAUCCGGACUCCCCAAGGACGAGCGAGCAAGUAGCAGAGUAUUUUUCGAGGUCAGAUGUCGCUCAGAACGUCAUGAUAGCCGUAGGUCUCGCAGGACUGUCUAACCUGUUAGGGAACAAAAAUAUGAACUUAGUUGCGCGCUCUAAAUACGUCGCGUCCCUUAAACAGACCGGCCAACUAAUUGCAAGCAAUGAUCCAGCAGGCCUCGUAGCUCGCCUUCGAAGUGUCGUGUCUCUCGCUUUAUUCGAGAUUGUUCAAGGUAGAGGAUCUAGAGUAGCAGUAGGGCUAGCCAGCACGCAUGUUAAUGGGGCAAUGGCUAUAUUACGAUCUGUAUUGCCUCUUCCGCAAGUCCCUACUGGUGGCGUAUAUGGUGUAUUGCAAUUGUUAUUUUCCAUGUUCAUCCCUUAUCAAGCGACAAGCACGCCUCUUCCACCUGGCUUUUUCGAAACUCUAAAAUUCUGUAAGCAGUUGAUGCAGGGAGUCACGGAAGGCUGUUUGAUCGAUUUAGCUACUGCUAUAGCUCGGCUUCUCCAACUGUCGGUGUUAUCUGAACAUACGGCGUAUACCGACGGGCGUCCAGCUGUGGACAACCUUAUACAACAAUUCAUUGAGUUGGAUAAUACAUUUGGUGACCUAGACAAGCGGCUACGAGAAAUUUUUCCCUUUAUAGAAAAUAUGGGGGAGUACCCUCCAGAAGCGGUCUUUCGCGGAAAGUGGCACAAGUAUAAUGCGAUAUGGGCUGCCAGGAUAUGGAAUCAUUAUCGUUGGGCUCACAUUCUUACUAACCAAAAGCUUUUCAAGUUUAUUAGUGUCUAUCCUAUAUCAAGCAGUCGAGUGUUACCAGCUCCUCAGAGAGUAAAAUGUUACACCACCAUUGAACGAUUAGCCGAGGAUAUUCUUAUAAGUGUGCCUUCGCACUGGCAUCACCCAAUGCUUGAUCCUGAAGUGACCCGAGAGUUUGAGGCGGACGGGUUCGGCAACUCGGGAGCGGUAGGAGUACCUAGCCUGCUCUGGCAUCUCCAAGUCGCUGGUUGCGCUCCAAACGUUCCGCCGGAGUUUUGGGACUGGGCUUAUAAUGUGAUGCAAGUGGUUUGGGGACAGACGGGAAUGCUUCAUGCCAAGUCAUUGUCAGAAAUUAUGGAAGAGCAUCGGUCCAAAUUAGGUAGAGGGCCGACCGGGCUCGUACUAAAGUUGGAAGAGGAGCACGGCCACAUGCGGAUAUAUUGAGCGAUCUAGAUGUCCGUUAUCCGUUAUGGGUGAUAUUAUCUGGAGUCUGGACAGGCGUUCAUGGUACAUAGGUGUGGCUGAGCGACGAGAAGUGCUUUAACUGAUCGGUUCUACUGGGCAUAUCUGGGAUAGGGAAUACAGGCGAAUGGCAUUAUAUAGAAAUACCCAGGAACAAUUGUCAUCAGCGCAAGACGAUUCAUGUAUGUAAAGUUCAAGGAGCUUGAUGGAAGUACGAAGUACAUAAUGGAGGUAAUGAAAAUGUGGGCCCGUGCAUAAAGAACCCUUUUUGCGGCAAUACUACGGGCUAGCGCUUCAGCACUAAUGGGCGAUAAGAUCUUAUCAAAGCACCUUUCAAAGUGGAACCACGAGGCUUUAGCUCCAGUGUCAACGCCUCUUCAAUCAUUCAACAACUGCAAUCUAAACCUUGGAACCAUCUAAAAGUCGCUA